GGAGCGCCGAGGUGCGGACAGACCGGGGGCAGGAUGGCGGCGCGGCCUCGGCCGCUGUCCGGGGCCCGGCGGAGCGCGGGGGGAUCGGGCUGAGACGGCCCCGGCCCCGGCCCCGAGCGGUCUGAGACGACAGAAUCCAAAUUAAGUGAGAUGCGGUGGCCUUAGUCUCAAGUCCAGUGCUUGAUCUAAUGAUCAUCUGGUAUUUCUGCAGGAAAAGCAAAUCCUCAGGUUUGUAACAAUGUUCAGCACAUCCCAGUCGGCCCGAGCCCAGUUCCUGGACAAAGCACGUCAGGCCAGGGAAGAGAGGCGAGGACAGAAGGAAAAGGAGCGGGCUGCCGUGCAGAUACAGGCCCUGGUCCGCAGAUUUCUCUGUCGAUGUCGUUUACAGAGAGACAUUAGGAAAGAGAUUGAUGAGUUUUUUGACACCAUUGACCCAACUGGAGCCAAUAAAAGAAGUGCACUUUCUCUUUUUAAGAUUGCCCGGAAGCUGUUGUUCAUAUUCAGAGCUAGAGAGGAUGAGCUGAGGUUUGGAAUGUUGUGCCGUUGCAUCCUAAGCAGCAUGGAGGCUGAGAAUGACCCAAAGGUGUGGUACGUGUCCCUGGCUCUUUCCAAAGACCUCACUCUCCUUUGGAUCAAGCAAAUUAAAGACAUCCUGUGGAUUUGCUGCAAGUAUCUGAAGUACCUCAAGCCUGACAUCUUACAAGACUCUAAACUGAUCUCCCUGUACCUCACCCUACUCGUUAACUUCACAGACACAUCAACAUGGAAAAUUGUCCGAGGAAAAGGGGAGACCCUUCGGCCUACCAUGAACCAUCUCUGUGCAAAUAUCAUGGGACACCUCAAUCAGAAUGGAUUGUAUUCUGUUCUACAGAUCCUGUUAAGAAAUGGCCUGGCGAGGUCCAGACCAUCCCUGACAAGAGGCAUGUUGGCUGCAUCCUUUACUCUGGCUUCACGCCCCGUGAUUGCUGCUCAUUUUUCGGACAAUCUCUUACGACCAUUCCUCAUCCAUAUUAUGUCAGUGCCUGCCUUCGUGGCGCAUCUCAGCAUGCUAGCCCCCAAGCGCCUCGUUGUGCUAGAAUAUCAUGACUUUCUUCGUAAGUUCAUUCUGUUUCUGAGUCGCAAGGAUCAAUGUGUGGACGUCUGUGAGUGCUUAGAAGGGAGCCAUACUCUCUGUUUGCUGGGCAACAUCAUCCACCUGGGUUAUCUUUCAAGCAGAGUGUUAGAGGAGGAGACAAAGCAUUUUGUGAAAGUACUCAUUGAAAUGCUGUCCUACUGCCAGCAGUAUGUGUCCCUGAAGAGAUCUAACCUGACACACUGGCACCCUGUCCUUGGGUGGUUCUCCCAGUCAGUGGACUACGGUCUGAAUGAAUCCAUGCCUUUGCUCACCAAGCAGCUGCAGUACCUGUGGGGGGUAAGGAUCAUCCGCAUUCUCUUCCGAGACAUCCUGAGCAAGAAGCUGCUGGAGAAUCCUGAGGCCAGUCACGCGGCAGCCAUGCCAUCCACGUCCCCUCCCAACAGCCUUCCCGUGAAGAAUCUCUUCAAGCGUGCGUUCCAGAAGUCCUCGUCAGUUCGGAACAUCCUCAAGCCCAUCGGCGGGAAGCGUGUGGACUCGCCGGAAGUGCAGAAGGUCUGCAACGUCUGUGUGCUCUACCAGACUGCGCUGACCACCCUCACCCAGAUCCGACUGCAGAUCCUCACAGGCCUCACUUACCUGGAUGACCUCCUGCCCAAAUUGUGGGCAUUUAUCUGUGAGCUGGGCCCUCAAGGGGGCCUAAAGCUCUUCCUGGAAUGUCUCAACAGUGACAAUGAAGACUCCAAGCGGCUGCUGGCCAUGCUGACGUUAUUCUGUGACUGUUCCCGGCACCUCAUCACAAUUCUCGAUGACAUUGAGGUGUAUGAAGAACAGAUCUCCUUCAAGGUAGAAGAGCUGGUCACCAUCUCAUCUUUCCUGAAUACCUUCAUCUUCAAAAUGAUCUGGGAUGGGCUUCUGGAUGAGGAAACUGAGCUUGAGACCUCUGCCCAUGGUUCCACAGAUAACAACGCCAAGCCAGAGACCUUGGAGCUGUUCUUUUCAGUUCAUGGGUGGCUGAUGGUGCUGUAUGAAAGAGACUGCCGUCGGCGCUUUGCCCCUGACGAUCACUGGCUGCGGAAGGAUCUCAAACUCAGUGUGCUUUUCCAGGAACUGGAGAAAGACAGGAAGCGUGCCCAUCUGAUCCUGCAGUUCAUCCCUCACGUCAUUCCCCACAAAAACAGAGUGCUCCUCUUCCGAAACAUGGUGAUCAAGGAGAAGGAGAAGCUUGGGCUCGUUGAGACCAGCUCGGCAUCCCCUCACGUCACCCACAUCACCAUCCGAAGAUCCCGGAUGCUGGAGGAUGGCUAUGAACAGCUGCGGCAGCUCUCACAGAACGCCAUGAAGGGUGUGAUCCGCGUGAAGUUUGUCAAUGACCUGGGGGUGGACGAGGCCGGCAUUGACCAAGAUGGAGUGUUCAAAGAGUUCUUGGAAGAAAUCAUCAAGAGGGUGUUUGACCCAGCGCUAAAUCUGUUCAAGACAACCAGUGGCGAUGAGAGACUCUACCCAUCACCCACAUCCUACAUCCACGAGAACUACCUACAGCUCUUUGAGUUUGUGGGGAAAAUGCUGGGCAAGGCCGUGUAUGAGGGGAUUGUGGUCGAUGUGCCUUUUGCUUCCUUCUUCCUAAGCCAGCUGCUUGGACACCACCACAGUAUCUUCUACAGCUCAGUAGAUGAACUGCCUUCCUUGGAUGCAGAGUUCUAUAAAAACCUCACUUCUAUUAAGCGCUACGAUGGAGACAUUGGCGACCUGGGCUUAACGCUAUCAUACGAUGAAGAUGUGAUGGGCCAGCUUGUUUGCCAUGAACUGAUUCCUGGAGGGAAGACCAUUCCUGUGACAAAUGAAAACAAAAUUAGCUAUAUUCACCUGAUGGCCCAUUUCCGAAUGCAUACUCAAAUCAAAAAUCAGACGGCUGCUCUCAUCAGUGGAUUCCGCUCUAUCAUCAAAUCUGAAUGGAUUCGAAUGUUUUCAACACCAGAGCUCCAACGACUGAUCUCUGGUGACAACGCAGAGAUUGACCUUGAAGACUUAAAGAAACACACCGUAUACUAUGGUGGCUUUCACGGGAGUCAUCGAGUCAUCAUUUGGCUUUGGGACAUUCUAGCCAAUGACUUCACCCCAGAUGAGAGAGCUAUGUUUCUGAAGUUUGUGACCAGCUGUUCCAGGCCCCCACUUUUAGGAUUUGCCUACCUCAAGCCUCCUUUCUCCAUCCGCUGCGUCGAGGUGUCGGAUGACCAGGACACAGGAGACACUUUGGGCAGUGUGCUCAGGGGCUUCUUCACCAUCCGCAAGAAGGAGCCUGGGGGCCGUCUGCCCACCUCCUCCACCUGCUUCAACCUGCUCAAGCUGCCCAAUUACAGUAAGAAGAGCAUCCUUCGGGAGAAGCUUCGUUACGCCAUCAGCAUGAACACCGGCUUCGAGCUCUCCUAGCCCCACCCCAUCCUCCCCUCCCCUCCCCCCAAGGCCAGGCGGGCAGCUGUUUGCCCCCCUGCCCUCCCAGACACUCGUUCACGGCCCAAUGCAGGCAGGGACCUUGGGGGCACCCGGAGAAGGAGCAAGCGAAUGACCAAGGCCUUGAGAAGGCGGCCGGUGAUCACUUACAAAUAAAUACGAUCCGUGUUGUUGAAAAGGCAGGCCUCAAAAAGAAGAAAUGUCGGGUGUGCCCGGUGUGGGCUUGAAGCCUGCUGUAGGCUGGGACCUGUUCUGUCCUGCUCUCCCCUGACCUGAGGCCUGAGCUCUGUGUGUGGAUAUGCUUUGCUUCUGUCCUGUUUUGUUUUGUCCGUUUUGUUUAAUUGUCCGGAAUCUGUUCUGAGCGAGGUGGUGCGUUAAUGCCCCCAGCUCCAAAGGUCAGGAGUCAAGCCCUUCCCCAAGCCUGCUGCAUUAGAGCUACUCCCCUAAAGUUUCUUGAGACCCUUCACUCAGGUCAGGCUUUGUAGCCGUGAUGUCCUAAGCCAUCACGCACCGAGCAAAGACCCUCCACCUCCACCAGACACAAACGACCACUUGUGGGCGGCUGAACCCAUUGGCACUGGUGGGGACUGUCUCAGCAGCCCCAGAGAGCAUCAGCCACACCGCUAAGGACUCCAAGGCUGCUUUUUCCUGGGAGUUGAGCAAAGUGUGGACUCUUCUGCCUGAUGUGAUUGGGAAAGCUCUGGAGACUUUGCUCUUGGCAGCUGCUCACAUCCAGCCAGAAGGGCCUGUCCUGCAUCUGGGAAGCCGGAGCUCUGCACGACCCAUUUCUAAAUGAUUAGCUCUGAAAAGCCCCUCUUUCACCCAAUUAAAAGAAGUACUCACGCCUGAUGCCUUUUUACAGAAAUGCCACCAGAUUUUAAAUUCCAUCCUAGAGUCAGGGUUGACACUCACACCAUCUCUUCCCAUGCACAGCUUCUUUGAUCAGGUUAUCUCUGAACACUGGCACUCCCUCAGCAGAUAGAGCUGCCGUCCUGUCCCUGUGGCUUUGUUUUCCAUCACUUCUGACAUCCCUAGUCGCAGAGUAACAGCUGCCCUUGAGGACCAGCUCCUGCCCAAAGGUGGGCUCUGUUGUUCAUCUUUCCCAGCUGUUCUGUAAUGAAAAAUUGAGUCACCCAGGAAGCCACGGCCCAGUCCAGAUUGUCAGCCUCCAUGCCACAAACUUUGUAUUGUCAGAUGAAGCUUAGUUCAAUUAAAUUUAAAAUUCAAUGUCCCUACCUAGAUGAACAGCAGAGGACACUCGAUCUCCAGUGGGGGUGUGUAUCUCAAGUCUCUCUUGCACGGUGGCAUCAAUACAUUGAGUUUGUUCUCUCUACCACCAUCACAAGAAUGCUCUUCUUUUCAUGUAGCUGUGAGCAUGUGUGGGAUUGGGGCAGGUCCAGGGUCAGUGGGCAGCAGAAGGCCAUGUCCCCUCUCUCUUGAGCUGCCUAGGAGAUUCGGCAUGACAUAGCCACAGCGCUGAGGAGUACCUCCCCACCCAUCACAGGUAGCAGUGUCCUGGCUGGGGCAGUGUCUGCCCAGCCCCAGCUGCAGAGUUGGGCCAGGCGAGAGCCCUUCACAGAAGCAGUGAGGCAGCAGAAGGUGGUCAGGGAGUGGGUGUUUGAGAAGGAGCCUUGGUUACCUGACAGGCGCAAGCCUGUGGAGAGAGGUUCAUUUUGGGGACAAUGUCAUGAACAACCAAAUUUAAAAGCCACAGAUUCCUACCCCCCCACCCCCGCCAAUUUCCUAACAUUUGUUAAUUUUCUGAUCCUAACAAGUGAAAAGAUUUCAUCAUUUCAACCUGUGUUAACAUCACUUUUCGAUUCCAAUGAAGCUACUCCCAGAACAUACAUGUGUGGGCAUGGGGACUCAGAGUUUAAAAAGAAAAACAAAUUUGGUUUUACGACUGGAAGACAGAGCUCAACCACCAUCUUGAUUUUCAUUUCUAGUGAAUGGGGAUGGCAGGGGUAGGAUGGGAGUGCCAGGCAGGUCAGGGAAGGAGAGGGUCCAUGUCACUAUAACACUUUGAACACUUUUAAGUAUUGCACUAUCAAAAAUGCCGACUCUAUCUUUUUUUAGCCGAUGUACAAGCCACGAUUCUUGAGUAUUAGUACCUGAUUGCUGACUACAGAAAGUUUUUUUCAUAACUAACUUAUGUAUUAAGAUGUGAUCAAAGGCAUUAUUAAAUUUUUACUUCAUUGGAUGAUCA
Trichosurus vulpecula (common brushtail) is the source of this 5729-nucleotide messenger RNA. RefSeq names its product ubiquitin protein ligase E3B (gene UBE3B). The transcript is spliced from 29 exons. Gene Ontology annotation, biological process: ubiquitin-dependent protein catabolic process; protein polyubiquitination. NCBI's taxonomy places the organism in Eukaryota, Metazoa, Chordata, Mammalia, Diprotodontia, Phalangeridae. Gene Ontology annotation, molecular function: protein binding; ubiquitin protein ligase activity. The coding region runs from base 239 to 3502 and encodes 1087 amino acids. The record is from RefSeq and is a predicted model, not a curated record.